Molecule: messenger RNA, 753 nt
Organism: Penicillium soppii
Lineage: Eukaryota; Fungi; Ascomycota; Eurotiomycetes; Eurotiales; Aspergillaceae
Product: GNAT family N-acetyltransferase
Exons: 1
Coding region: 1-753 (250 amino acids)
Molecular function (GO): acyltransferase activity, transferring groups other than amino-acyl groups
Source: RefSeq, a predicted model, not a curated record
AUGUCUCUCCAAAAACAGAGCGAGGAUGGCGAAUUAAUAAUCGAACUGAUAAAUGAUGUGGACGAUUUUAUUCAGGCCUUUGAUUGUGUGUCCGAAGCAUUUGGUCGCCAGGCCGAGGAUGGUAUCUGGAUAGCCAUGAACCCAGGUUGGGAUAGCCCAGAAGGAAGGGAGCGUGGGGCAUCCCGCAUGGCUGAUCGAUGGCGCCACACAACAUUUGAUUACAGGGGAAACCCGAACACCUUGUUUCUGAAAGCUACGCUACUGGGCCCAGGGGGCGCAAGUAAACGAUCUAUUGUUGGUUUAGCCAUUUGGGUCCAGGCUUCCAGUGUUGAGGGCCAUGGUGACCCCCCAUUGUAUGAUCUUGAAGCUGCAAUGAAUCUUGGAGAUAUAUAUCCCGGAAACGAACCGGAACAACGUUAUCUUUGCCAGGCCAUUUCAUCUCUGCAGAAGCGCCGCAGGGAGGUCAUCGAGAAGAAGAUCACGGAACUCCCACCAGCGGUAUUCGUUUUGGACCUGUGUGCUGUUGAUCCAAUGCAUCAGAGGAAAGGCAUCGCGAAAGAGCUCGUAAAAUGGGGUCUCGCUGAAGCUCGUCGCCGUGGAAAUUUGGAAGCCAUCACCGAAGCGUCCAUCAUGGGGCGGACUGUUUAUUCGCGAAUGGGUUUCAAGCCCGAAGGUGUUGACAUUGAGUAUUUUGUCGAUGAUGAAUUCAGUUCUCGCAAGAGACCAGCCAAUAUCUUCAUGCGAACCCGCUGA